AUGGGUCUGAUUUGGAAGUCGAAUAAACAUAUUCACGCAAAGGUCAUCACCAUGGAUGCUGAUCUUGAUAAAAUUGCAAUAGAGACUAAUUGGACCGGCCGACAUUUGUUUGAUGCAGUCUGUAGGAUAAUUGGCUUACGAGAAAUAUGGUUUUUUGGGUUGCAGUUUACUAACAAGAAGAACAUCCCUUGUUGGUUACAAAUGGACAAACACAUUCUGAAGCAAGAUGUGCCUCGAUCUGAAGACGGGACUUAUCAGUUUCUGUUUUUAGUCAAAUUUUUUCCGGAAGAGGUUGAAGAAGAACUUAUACAGGAUUUAACGAGACAUCUUUUCUUUGUUCAAAUAAAACAGGCAAUUCUUUCGAUGUUUUUAUAUUGCUCCCCUGAAGCUUCAGUUCUGUUAGCGAGCUACGCCGUUCAAGCAAUCCACGGCGAUUGCUCAGAAGAAUUUUGUAAUUUGGAUCUGGAACGAUUAUUACCGAAACGAGUCAUUGAUCAGUAUGAUAUGAGUGCUGACAUGUGGAGAGAAAGAAUAAAACGAUGGUGGAUGAAUAAUCAUGGCCAAUCAAAGGAAGAAGCGGAAAUGGAGUACUUGCGUGUUGCUCAAGACUUGGAGAUGUAUGGAGUUCUUUUUUACCCUAUAUGUAACAAGAAAGAAACCGAUCUCCAUCUGGGCAUUUCUGCGCAGGGUCUAGGAAUAUACAAAGGAAGCAACCGAAUUACACCUCGUCCCUUCUUUUCCUGGAGCGAGAUAAAAAAUAUUUCGUUUAGUCGCGGCAGAUUUGUGAUGAAAACAAUGGACAAUUCAACUAUCAAAUUCAGAGCUCAGGAUAAAUCUAUCAACCCAUCUAUACUCGAUCUCUGCAUGGGAACUCAUAACCUUUACCUACGUAGAAGAAAACCAGAUACGCUUGAAGUACAACAAAUGAAAGCACAAGCGAAGGAGGAAAGAGCUCGUCGACAGCAAGAAGCGGCGAGGCUAGGCAGGGAGAGAGAAGAAAGGAUUCAAGCAGAAAAUGAAAGGAAUGAGCUAAGGAUCGAAGUAGAGAGAAUAAAUGCCGAAUUGUUGGAAGUGCGAGAAACAGUGAGAAGAUCAGACGAAACGGCAAAGCUUUUGGCGGAGAAAGCUCGUACAACUGAACAAGAGAACUUGACAUUAGCCAAAAAAGCUAGUGAAGCAGAGGCUGAGUUUCAUCGUGUUAACAUGGCUCACAUUAAGUCUGAAGAAGCGUUGAUGAGGAUGGAAAGAAAGGCUAGGGAAGCGGAACUGUAUGCGCAAAGAAUAUCUAUGUCUUUGGCAGACGUGAAUGGGGAUCGUAAGCAAAUGUGCGGGUCGAACGAACAAACUCAUUGGUCGUUGGGGGGGCUUCAAUCUGCAAAAUCUCAUCAUCAACUAAUGACGUCUUCUAUAACGGAUACUGACCUACGAAACACAGCGCCAACGCACAGUUUCCGUAAUUUAUCUAUGUUUUACGUUGGUAAUCAGUUCGGACCCGUCCCUCCCGAUCCUAGCGUCAAUCAUUUAGUAGAUAUUCAAAAUAUGAAGCAAGAAGUUGAAAAGUCACGGAAGGAUUUCACAGAGAGGUCUAGACUUUUCAAGGAGAAGCUUGCAGGAUUCCGAUCUGAAAUUGAUGCUUUGAAAAGAGAGGACCAACAAACCGAGAAUGAUUUAGCCCAUGCUCGAAAUUUACAAAAUGGUUUUGAUAAACUGACAACACUGAGAAUGUCGAAAAGUACUAGUUCACUGGAAUUAUAUUUCCAUGACAUUCGAGAGCGCUCGAGGCACCCCUCGUCAACGUGGAGAAAUUUUUGA
Messenger RNA from Auanema sp. JU1783, 1812 nucleotides. NCBI's taxonomy places the organism in Eukaryota, Metazoa, Nematoda, Chromadorea, Rhabditida, Rhabditidae. The record is from the annotation of a GenBank genome assembly.